CUGCAGGAGGGGACUGGAUCACAUUUGGUGUUGACGUGCGUCGGGGAAUUUCCCCCCAGCUUCCAAUUUUUUUUUUUUUUUGCAAUGGAUACCUGCAGGGUGCCAGCCUGGGUGUUCCUGGUCCUGGUGUGGCAGGGCGGCUGUCUGGCAUCGCAGUUUCCGACACAGCUCAUGAUUAAAGAAUGGGUGGAUCAGAUGCAGAAGGAGCUCGUGACCCUGGCAGACACGGCCACAGGCGGGAUGAGCCUCACACAGAUUUUUCUGAGAAACCAGCACCUGUACUCUGUGGAGCAAAACGACGCAGAGGAGCUGGUGGCCAGAGCAGCCAGGAACAUUGAGCAGCUGCUGCGGAAGAGGUCUGCUGCCUUGAAGAAAUUGGCCGCGGCUGCUGAGCAAUUCCAGGUGGAUCAUACGUGGAAAGACGAGUUCGAGGAUGAUGAAAUCUCCUACUACAACUCAAAGGACAAUCUGGAUGCAAAUGAGACGGAGGGAAAAAAAUACCGGCUUCGACCAGACUUUAAAGAGGACGCGUCAUUUAGGCGUUUGACUGAUCACAACCACACGGCUGUCCACAUCCCCACUGACAUCUAUGAUGGAUCCACCAUUGUGCUGAAUGAGCUGAACUGGACGGAGGCCCUGGAGGACGUGUUUAGAAAGAACAGAGAGGAUGACCCAACACUCCUCUGGCAGGUGUUUGGUAGCGCUACAGGCCUGGCUCGCUACUUCCCAGCUUCUCCGUGGAUGGAUGCUCGUAAAACCCCCAGUAAAAUUGACCUGUAUGACGUCCGCAGGAGGCCAUGGUACAUCCAAGGAGCCGCUUCCCCCAAAGAUAUGCUAAUCCUCGUCGAUGCGAGCGGUAGUGUGUCUGGCUUGACUCUCAAACUGAUCAGGACCUCGGUCAGCGAGAUGCUGGAGACCCUGUCUGACGACGACUACGUCAACGUAGUUUAUUUCAACACCAGGGUGAAGAAGACGGCGUGUUUCGAUCACCUGGUUCAGGCCAACGUGAGGAACAAGAAGCUGCUGAAGGACGCCGUGCAGAACAUCACAGCUAAAGGAAUAACCAACUACACCAAAGGCUUCGAGUUUGCUUUUGAGCAGCUGUCUGUGAAAAAUGUGAGCAGAGCAAACUGCAACAAGAUCAUCAUGCUGUUUACUGAUGGAGGAGAGGAGAGAGCUCAGGCCAUACUGGAGAAAUACAAUGCUGACAAAAAGGUGAGGAUCUUCACCUUCUCAGUCGGACAACACAACUAUGACAAAGGACCCAUUCAGUGGAUGGCUUGUUCCAACAAAGGUUACUUCUAUGAGAUUCCGUCCAUCGGAGCCAUCAGAAUAAACACGCAGGAGUACCUGGAUGUCCUGGGGCGACCCAUGGUUCUGGCAGACAAGCAGGCCAAACAGAUCCAGUGGACCAAUGUGUACCUUGAUGCCCUGGAACUGGGUCUGGUCAUCACGGGAACACUCCCUGUCUUCAAUAGAACCAUGACCGUAGAUGAAAGGCAUGGCGAGCACCAGAACCAAUUGAUUCUCGGUGUGAUGGGGAUCGACGUGUCUCUGGAUGACAUCAAGAAACUCACGCCACGCUUCACUAUUGGUCCAAAUGGAUACUACUUUGCCAUUGACCCCAAUGGAUACGUCCUGCUGCACCCCAACCUCCAGCCGAAGAAAAGGAUUGGAAACAGGAAGCUCAGGCUCAAUGAUAAGUAUGCUGUCACUUUUCAUGAGGAACCUGUAACUCUUGACCUUCUGGAUGCCGAGCUUGAAAAUGACAUCAAAGUGGAGAUCAGGAAAAUGAUGAUCGACGGGGAGAUAGGCGAACGCACCAUUGAUACUCUGGUUAAAACUCAGGAUGAGAGAUACAUAGAUAGAGGAAUCCGGACCUACACAUGGGCACCAGUCAAUGGAACAGAUUACAGCCUGGCUCUCGCCCUGCCUAAAUACAGUGAACACUUCAUUCAAGCUAAACUAGGGGAAGACAUGAAAGAAGCUAUGUGGCAAGGAGCUAUGGAGACGAUGCAGCUGGAUAGGUUUGAUGAAUUUGGUCACACCUACAUCGCUCCGAGGGAGUACUGCAAAGAGCUGAAGUUGUCACUCAACAACACCCAGUUUCUCCUCGACUUCAACCAGUUCAUCGAAAGAACCCCUCCAGAAGCAUGUAACGUGUCCCUCGUGAGUCGACUGAUCCUGGACGCAGGUCUGACGGCUGAACUGGUUCAACUUUGGAAUGAGCAGAGUGUGGAUGGGAUUGUCGCCAGGUUUGUAGCCACAGAUGGAGGAAUCACGCGGGUCUACCCACGAAGUGCUGCGGAAGAGUGGAGCGAGAAUCAUGAGACCUACGAGUCCAGUUUCUACAAAAGGACCCUGGACAAUGAAAUUUAUAUUUUCACAGCUCCAGCUUUCAACACGGAGGGAAGAGAGCCUGUUUCUGAGCCAUGUAUUCUCGUGAGCAAAGCAGUGGACCUCACCAUCGACAAAGUCACACUCAAACCAGCAGUGGUCGGAGUGAAACUCAAUAUCUCCUUCUGGAUGAACUCUUUCAUGAAUGCUACUCUGAAACUGAAUUGCAAGGAUGAAAUCUGUGGCUGUCUGAAGAAUGACAAGCAUGUGGACUGUGUGAUCCUGGACGAUGGAGGAUUUCUUCUCAUGUCCAAUCAGGAUGAGUACAUCUCUCUGAUAGGUCAGUUCUUUGGCGAGGUGGACCCGGUGCUGAUGAUCAACCUGGUCAACACGUCCCUUUACUCCUUUAACAAGACCUAUGACUACCAGUCGGUCUGCGACCCAGAGAAGGACAGCAAGGCUGCAGCAGGACCCCGCUCCGUCUAUGUGCCUACCAUUGCAGACCUGCUCAGUGUCGGGUGGUGGGCCUCCACCGCUGCCUGGUCGAUACUCCAGCAGCUCAUCUAUGGGCUGAUUUUCCCCAACCUUCUGGAAGCAGUGGAGUCAGCAGAGGAAGAAAUAUCAGACGCCAUGUUUAAGGAAAGCUGUAUCACGGAGCAGACUCAGUACUUUUUUGACAACGAUGAACGAUCCUACUCAGGUGUCCUGGACUGUGGAAACUGCUCCAGGAUGUAUCGUGGUGAGAAGUUGCCAAACACCAACCUGGUGUUCCUGAUCACUGAUGCCAAGGCGACAUGUUUGUCAUGUGACCCCAGGCCGCUACGACAGGCUGAACAACCUUCCGAAGGUCCAGAUCCAUGCGAGCUGGCUCAGAACCCGAGAUACCGCAAAGGGCCAGAUGCGUGUUUUGACAACAAUGAAAAUGAUGAGCCCUUGUGUCCAAUCAGCAGAGGUUCUGCCUUGAGCUCCGCACCGCCCGUCUUGUUUCUGCUGCUCAGUUCAGGGAGGAUGAUUCUGAGUGCGGAGGAGGGACCUGCCUAAGCCCGUGUCACUGGCCAAUGCUCGGGCUCCAACUGCUGCUUCUGUGGCUCUUCACGUCUUUACGACACUCAUGACCCCUACACACAUGCACACACACACACACAUUAAUCUACGCACACAUUGAUCAAAAUCUCAUGUCACAAGAGGACACUCCAUUCAAGCCAUCCAGGAUAUAUGCAGAAUACUUUCUUUUUUUUCUGACGACCAAUAACAGCAUUUUUCAUUUGACAAUGCCAAAGGGUGCUCAUUCAUUUCCUCAUGAGUUUCAAAAACAGAGACACAUCUACUGUGCUCAGCUGCACUCAUGUCCAUGAUAUAUUCCUUAAUACUCUCCUAUGGUGCAAGAGUAAGAGCUAACCAAACCCUUUAAUUCUGCCUCAUUAGUUUCUCUUGAUUUAUUUGGUGGAGGGUGAAGCGUUGUCCCACUAUGCCAACUAAAUACCAUUCAAAGACUGUAUGUUCACUGACAGCAUUGAUUUGUGUAGUUGUCAGUAUUGUUCGUUGCUUAUUAUAUCUACUGCGUACGAAUCCUUAUGCUGUAAUGAUUGUUUAUUUCGACAAACCCGUGCAAUGACAGUAUGAAGAAUAUCCCUUUUCGUUCGAGUGAUUUUGAAAUGUACUGUACCGAAGUAUUUAUGUAUUUAAUUUUCUUUUGUUUUCCAAAUCAACAAGCAUUUUGUGACUAUAGCUAGGUGUUGUAUUGUAGCAGCAUGUGCUCAGUACAGAGCUAAAGACAACACCGGUACUCUGACACCAAAGCUCCACAAGGACCACAGAUAAACACAAACAUACUACAGAGAAUCUGCAGGCCAGUCUAUUUUAAGGGAUUACUCAGAUGUGGGUGUAUGCCAGUAUUCAAGUCUGAAUGUUAGCUGAAUAGACAGAUAGAUAGAUAGAUAGAUAGAUAGAUCGCCCACGUGAAUUGAAAUCUAUUAGGAAAUCACAAUUUCACGUGUGUUCGUUCUUGGUCUGACAGCUUUGGUUGUCUCCAAUUUGAUGCAUCAGAUUCCCAGUGCCUAAACAGUAACUCAAGAAGUGUUGUUGUUUGAAUGAAGCAACGCACCAGAGAUGUAUUCUUAUCAUGAUAUGCUUCUAUGCUGAUGCUUGCUGCACUAUAGCAGAGUGUAGCUCUUGGAGUUAGACAUGGUGAAAUGGGUCCAAUCUGCUUCAGUUAUUCCAAUGUAUGACAACAGUAGAAACAACCAGUGAUAGUGAUUAUGUAAGAAGAAGGUCAUUUUCUCUCCUCGCUCAAAACAAACCUAAACCAGACCUGAGCUCGCGUUCCCUCACUUCUUCUUUAUUAGUCCUGUUUCUGUUCCCUUUCCGGAUCACCAGACUCAGGAGCCAAGAUGACUUGUGAAUGAGAUCAGCAUAUCAAAACGACUGUUUCUUUCUUCUCCUCUCCUCACUCCCCCCCCCGUAUGCUUGUUUCUUCUUUGUGUUGCUCUAUAAGUGCUGUGAAGCAGAUGCUGAAGUGCUCAGUGUCGAAACGCUGCAAUGUCAUGGGAUGAGCUUGUUCUGUGUUUGAACGCCGUCCAUGCCCCCGUCAGCAUCAGGGCGUGCUGGAGAGAACUUUUAACAAAACACUACUGCCAGUAGUAAUUCUGCAUAUAGCCUUACCUCACCACGAGUCACAAAGAUCACACACAAGUGUUCUACUUUUUUCCGUUUCUUUUUGCAAUUUUACACGUUAAAGUUGAGUUCUCUCCACCUCGCCUCCACGGCGACCUGCUGGCAUGGAGUGGUCAGGUUAUGCCUGUCUAUCAAAGUCGCGUGUUGACUUGUGUUUUACCCCGGGGAUCCCGUGUCUAUGUGCAGGCAUGUGCGUGUCCCUCCGAUAUCUGAUUGUGCUUUAAUACUGUACAUGAAUUACUCUUUUGUGGAACUUGACUAGCCUGAAUUUUGUAUACAUUUGUACACUAAUACUAUUUACUGUAUAAAAGAUAAAAUGGAAAGAAAAGAAAAAUGUUUAUAAUACGGUGUUGAUUAUUGUGCAAAUACAAUAUAUUCACAAUAAAAGUGUUGUAUUGUUA
This is a messenger RNA of Hippoglossus stenolepis (Pacific halibut), 5411 nucleotides long. Its product is annotated as voltage-dependent calcium channel subunit alpha-2/delta-1. The transcript is spliced from 41 exons. Bases 85 to 3378 code for a protein of 1097 amino acids. Lineage: Eukaryota; Metazoa; Chordata; Actinopteri; Pleuronectiformes; Pleuronectidae. Gene Ontology annotation, molecular function: voltage-gated calcium channel activity. Gene Ontology annotation, cellular component: L-type voltage-gated calcium channel complex. The record is from RefSeq and is a predicted model, not a curated record.